AUGAGUCGAUUAAUUAAAAUCAGACGAUUAUUUCGAACAUAUACAUUUUUACAUAUUUUUCUAAAAAUAAACAUUUUAUCAAUUUUCAUAUAUUUUCUUCUAACCAUAAUUAACAACUAUCGAUUUCCCAAUAUAAAUUAUCAUGCAUCUACUGUACGAGAUCGUGAAGAAUUACGAUUAGCUCAUCUACGCACAUUAAUGUAUGAUUGGUACCAUCAAGGAAAAAUACCGUUUGUUUACCAACCACCACAAUCAUCAUUGUCAAUUUUAAGUAAUAAACAUGGUAUUGUCAUUAGUAUCAUGACGUCGAAUCGUGUUCAAUAUCAAAUUGAUGAUUAUCAACCGGAUUAUUUAACUCAAUCUUUAUCAACCUUAAUUAAACUAAUAUUUGAAGAUAUUUCAAGGUAUGGUUACCGAUUUAAAUAUAUCAAUAUAAUGAUCUGUUUGAAUGGAACCAAAAUAAAUGAAUUGUCUAAUGUACAUGAAAUUAUACGACUUGUUGGUCAGCAUGCAAUUUAUCCAUUGCGUUCUAAUCAAUUAUCAACUUAUAGGAAUUUAUCUGUUAAUUAUCAAUUUGUGAGAGAUAUGUCGACCUGUAUGCUGAAAUCAGUUGAUUUAGUUAAAAAACAAGAACAUAAUCAUAGUGAUUAUAUACUUAUCAUACAAGAGGAUAUGAUUGCAAUGAAUAAUUUAUUUGAUGUACUAUGGGGAUUAAUGCAACAAUCUAUGAAUAAUAUUCGUCAUUAUCAUGACCAUCAUAGACUUGGUAUGAUCCAAUUGUAUUCACAUAAAAACGUAAUGAAAUUUCCAUUUUAUCAUAAAAUUGAUAGACAAUUAUUUGAGUUAACAUUUGCUUGCCUACUAUUCAUUACAUUCAUUGCAUUUUUUAUUUAUUUACAUGUAGCAUUUAAACAAUCAUCAUCACAGUAUGGAUUAUAUAAAUUCUAUUUAAUGCUUAACUUAUUCUUUACAUUGUUUACUUUAAUUUGGUUGUAUGGAUUUAAUAAUUUAUUGAUUCGAUUAUCUAAUUUAUUUAUCUCUUAUAAUGGUGUUUUUCAACUCAAAAGUCAAUCGUACUACGCUAAAACUGAUAUGAUUAUGGCUAAUUUAUAUUCAAGUAUACAAGUUAGACAAAUCAGUCAUUAUCUAAAAUCAGUUGCACCAUGUGAAAAUUCCUUAUGGUAUUUAAAACAGGAUGAAUCAAAAUGUGCUCAAUUGAUUACAUCAUAUCUUGUGUCAAAUGCUAAACAAAUAUUUAGUGUAUAUAGAAAUGUAUUUAAACAUUGUGGAUUGUAUUCGAAUGAAGAAAAAAGAAUGCUGAAUCCAGCUGAUGUCGAAUAA
Molecule: messenger RNA, 1341 nt
Organism: Schistosoma guineensis
Lineage: Eukaryota; Metazoa; Platyhelminthes; Trematoda; Strigeidida; Schistosomatidae
Source: the annotation of a GenBank genome assembly